Molecule: messenger RNA, 3970 nt
Organism: Cannabis sativa
Lineage: Eukaryota; Viridiplantae; Streptophyta; Magnoliopsida; Rosales; Cannabaceae
Exons: 4
Coding region: 1302-3500 (732 amino acids)
Source: RefSeq, a predicted model, not a curated record
CAACCCCAAAUUACCAUUGGAUUUGGAGUUGCCCUUAUUAUCAUUUAUUUAGUUUACAUUUUAUUUUCUGUACCUUCUGAGUGUGAUAGAGAAAGACCCACAAAGUGGGUCAGCUUUUUUUUUUAUCCUAAAUGAAAAACAUAAAAAUAUGUGUGAUUUUAUAGAGGAAGCGCAUGUGUAAAUGUGUGUUUGGGAAUCAGACACUGACAGCUCUUUAAAUUUUAAUAAUAAAAUAAGCUGUUUGGCUUUGCCAAUCAAUCAAUUAUUCCUUUCUCUCUACCUUUUCUUUCUUUCUUCCUACAUUUUGUUUUUGGCUGGAAGUUUUCAGCACCAUUACCAUUUCCUUUACCAUUAUCAUUUACAUUUUCCCCCUAAUUUCAGUGCAAAAAAAGAAGAGUCUAAACUCAUUUUCCUUACUAAUCACUUGUACACACCCUUGAAAAAGUUGUCUUUUUGUUUUUUUGUUUUCCCCCAUUUUCCUGUUUUGUUUUUUGGUAUUAUCCUUAACCCAAAAUUCAUUAUUGUAUUCUUCUUGCGUCUUGCCAUAAGAGUAAAACCCAAUUAAUACCAUCCAACCAAGUUCCCAAAUAUUGUAAUUGUAUGAUACUCCCAUUUUGGGUUUAUUUUAUUUUAUUUUUUUCAAAGAAAUGGCUCUUAUUUCUUAGUGUUGUCACUAUUUUAUUAUUUAUAAAAAAUUAAUAUUUACUUAAUUUGACAAAGCUUCUAACUUUCUUAAGUUUCCUGUAUUUGUUUUCAGUGAUAGGUCGGUGAGUCACUGAGUUGAGUUUUUCUUUGUAACUGUUAUCUUCUUUCUUUUUCGAAGCUGUACUACUCCGCCAUUAAUAUACUAUAAUGAAUAUUCAUCGAACAACCCUCCUCCUUGAGUUGUCAACAUUUUGUAUUUUUUGGGAUUAAAUCUCAACCGGGUUGGCCUCAAAAUCUUUUAUUUUUCUGUCUUUGCAGACAAAAAUUGUGGAAAGAAAAUAAUAUCCAUUAUUAUUACCAAAAACAAGCUCACCUCCAAAUCUGAUUCUUUGUACAAAACAAAUGCAUGACCUUUAUCUUUUGUUUCGUACUAUUCAAUCCUUUUCUGGUAAGAAAUUUCUUCUGGUUUUCAAGUCCAUCACUGUUUUUUCACUGAAAUAAGAAGAGAGAAAGAAGUGAAAAUAAAGCCCUCUCGUUCAUAACUUUUAGCUGCUCUUUUUUCAAGAUUCUCGUGAUUCUUUGAGAGGUUUUCCCAUCUGGGUUUUGUUUGUAUUCUUCGGUAGAAGUUGACUGAUGCCUAUUGAAGCUCUUCAAAAAUGGCGAAUCUCGUCCCGGGGGUCCUUCUCAAGCUUCUUCAGCAUAUGAACACUGACGUCAAAGUCGCCGGUGAGCACAGGUCUUCUCUUUUACAAGUCGUUAGCAUCGUCCCGGCUCUAGCCGGAGGCGAGCUCUUCGCGAACCAAGGUUUUUACCUCAAGGUCUCCGACUCUUCUCACGCCACUUACGUUUCUCUCCCCGACGAACAUGAAGAUCUCAUUCUCAGCGAUAAAAUCCAAUUGGGUCAGUUUAUCCAUGUUGAACGGCUCGAAUCGGCUUCCCCGGUUCCGAUUCUCCACGGCGUUAGGCCCGUUCCGGGUCGCCACCCCUGCGUGGGAACCCCGGAAGACAUUGUGGCGACUCACACGCUUGGAUUUCUCAACGGAGGUAACAAUUCGUCUUCAACUUCGGGUUUGAAAACGACAGAGAGAGCUAAAUCGGAUUCGAAACUGAGAUCGAAUGGUGGCGGGAAGGAGGAACAGUCGGAGAAGAAAACGGCUUCAUCGCUCGGUCGGUCAAAGCCGAGCCAGCAGCAGUCGAAGCUGUCGAUCAAUGUGGAUGUAAAGGAGCCAUUAGGGAGGAUGAAGUCAUUGAAUUCGCGGCCGAUUCCGUCUUCACCGACUAGUGUUUAUUCGCUGCCGACUUCUUUCGAGAAAUUUGCUAGUGGGAUCAAGCAACACCAGACAAAAGUUAAGGUCACAGCGAAGGUGGUGGAGAAAGGGAGCGUGGUUCGGUCGGCGAGUCCCGCUGCAAGGAAGGCUGCCACAGGAAAUCCAAUUAGAAAUUGGGUUCAGGGAUUUGAAAUGGGGGCCAAGGCUCUGAGGAAGAGCUGGGAAGGAAAUAUGGAGAUCAAGGGUAGAGAGAGCUCCAAAUUAAGAGGUGCCAAGCUUGAUCUCAAGUCUGACCUUCGUAUUUCUACUCCUAGGAAGGGUACAUCAAGUGAGAGGUUGCCGUCUAAGGAAGAUAAUAAGACCCAUACACCUGUAAAGUCCUCCAAAGAGGAGAACAAGGUUCAGAUGCCUACCAAGAAAGUUACUGCAAAUGGAACUUUGGAUGAUCAGAGUAGGUCUGAUAAGCAUAGAAUUUCUGCUGGAAGAAAAUCCACAGGUGAUUUACCUAAUAAUGGUAUCCCUGGAAACUUGGUCAAGGUGCCUGUAAAUAAUAGAAAACUGACAGAAGGAAGUGUUUCAUGGGCUUCACUCCCAUCAUCACUUGCAAAGCUUGGCAAGGAAGUUAUGAAGCAAAGGGAUGCUGCACAGACAGCAGCAGUAGAGGCUAUGCAAGAAGCUUCUGCUGCAGAGAGCCUACUUCGAUGCCUGAGCAUAUACUCUGAGUUGAUUAGCUCAGCUAAGGAAGAUAACCCACAACCAGCAGUGGAGCAGUUUCUGACUCUCCAUUCUAGUUUGAGCAAUGCACGGUCAAUUGUUGAUUCAUUGUCUAAAACCAUACAAGCUGCUGGUGUAUCCCCAGAUACUGAAGAAAGCCCUUCAGAAGAAGCACAAAAGGUCACAUCAGAAAAACGAAAACUAGCAGCCUAUUGGGUGCAAGCCGCGUUAGUUACGAAUCUGUCUUCCUUUGCUGUGUUCACUAAAGAUCCUGCAUCAUUGUCUAUACCAUCUACAGCUUCUCAAAACCAAAAGGCUUCCUUUGGAAAUCAACCUAUGUUAGUUCUUGAAAAUUCAACCAAGAAUGCCUUAACAAAAUCCCAGAGUAAAGUUCGUCCCAUGCUUGGAUCAAAGCUUAGUGCACCUGGAACCCCUCGCCGAGCAGGAGAUGGAUCGGCGGUCACUCAAAAGCUGCAAAGCCAACCAAGCCAACCACCUGAAUGGGUAAAAGGAAAUGGCUUUAACGAGGCUGUUGACAUGGCCGACAAGCUGCGAUUGCAGUCCCAGGAUUGGUUUUUGGGGUUUGUGGAGAGGUUCUUGGAUGCUGAUGUGGAUUCAUCAGCUUUGUCGGAUAAUGGCCAAAUUGCAGGGAUGUUGACUCAACUGAAGAGUGUGAAUGACUGGUUAGACGACAUCAGUCUUAAUAAGGAUGAAGAAGAAAACCCCCAUGUUUCUGUAGAAACCAUUGACAGGCUGAGGAAGAAGAUAUACGAGUAUCUUCUCACACAUGUUGAGUCUGCUGCUGCUGCACUUGGUGGUGGAUCCCAAUCGUCCCCGAGGAUCCGGACGACAGAAAUAAAAGUGAGAAAAUAAGUCAAAUGAAGUUCUGUUUUGGAUUUUGUUCAAAUGUGGUGCGUUCGUUGGACAACAAUGCUGCACCCAACCAUUGAAGCUGUGCCCCUACCACCAAGUGGAACCAAGGAGCCAGUUGUUAAUUUAUGUAUAUAGAAUUCACAUAGGUUUGAGGUAUAGACAGCGCAGGGAGAUUGAUUCUCAAGAAAAAUGAAUUUAGUUUCAAAAUUGAUCUUUUUUUUUUUUUAAUUUAUUUUUUGGGGUGGGAUUUAAAUUGAAUUUGAUUACUGAAAUCAUACAGAUUGUGUUUGGGGAGAGAAAAAUAUGUAUUUCUGUUGUCAUUAAUUCCCAAUUAUAAGCUUUCGUUGUGGAAGAAAACAGUACUUUAAGACAUUUAUAACGUUUCUUCUUUCCAUUCCAAAUAAGUUGGCUUUGUAAUGAAAGUACUUUUCAAUACAUUAAUGGAACUUGCUAAGCUGUACUUUACAUGC